AUGGCCUUGAUGCUUCCCGCAGGUUAUAAGUUUUGCCCCACUGACAAACAGCUCUUGGAGAAUUACUUGAAACCCAAGAUUCAGGGGACGCUUUCUUGGGAUUUUAUCCAGGAGAAGGAGAUUUACGGUCCCAACGCCACUCCAUGGGAGAUUUUCGAUGACUCCUCCACUGCAUGGGUAACUUCUGGUAAUCAAAAAUCUGUUUAUGUGUUUACUCGUUUGACAAGGAUGGCAGAUAAGGACUCAUCGGGUGAGGGGAAUGAAGGACACUACGUCAGGAGAGCGGGUUGUGGUACGUGGCAUGUUGAGACAGGUCGUAAGACCAUCAUGGACGAUGGAAAUAAUCCUAUUGGGGAGAGGAGGAUGUUGGUUUUUCAGAUUAAUGAUAGUCAUGGAUUGCAGAAUGGAGUUAAGGAGUACUAUUGGAAUAUGCACGAGUAUCUUUUGAAGGGGAAUGAUGAUUAUGUGGUUUGUCGGAUUACUCUUGAUAUGUCAAAAACGGCCAAGGUUAUAAGCACCCAAGAGGUUUCUGCAAGACGUGGCACGACUAAGUCUAAAGCAAGAAAGAAAUCCACUACUACGCGUACUACUGUUGAUGAGAGGGAGAAAGCAGUGUUGGUUGAUAGUUUCUGCGGUUCAGGAAAGGAGGUGGCGUCGAAUAUUGAUGGUUCUGGAUGCAGUUAUGAGAAUGAGAGAUGCCAUGGAGAGAGUAAUGAGGCGAUCUAUCAGAAUCUGCUGGCCCCGAUGAAUACCCUUUGUCACGAUGGCAUGCCACUAUAUGAUUAUGUAGGAUGGAUUCCUACUGUUGAAGAACAAGAGGGAUUACAAGUACUCAAUGAUAAUCAGAGACUCAACAAUGAAGAAGUCGCCCAACCAGCUGUGAUACCUACGGUUGAGGAUUCUCAAAACCAGGGCACAGUAUUAUCAGAUUUCAACGGCGGGUCUAAUGAUGAAUUAUAUUUCGACUUGGAUGAUAUGUUUGGUGCUGAUUACUGGUCAGAUAUUGGCAAUGUGCUGAUGAUGGAGCAGCCACUGCCCAACAGUGACGUAUCUUUGGACUUGGUGGGUUUUCUUGAUGCUGCUGGUUCUUGGUCAGAUAACAUAUUGGAGGAACCGGGGCAAAUCAACAACAAUGUUCAGGAGCAACAGCAGCAAUGGCAACAGCCUACGCAGAACAUGAGUUGCAUGUUAGGGAAAAGGGAAUCAUUUGAAGCUCAAGAAGCAGGACCUACUAAAAGGCCUCGCAUCUGA
Daucus carota subsp. sativus is the source of this 1251-nucleotide messenger RNA. RefSeq lists its product as uncharacterized. Gene Ontology annotation, molecular function: DNA binding. Bases 1 to 1251 code for a protein of 416 amino acids. The record is from RefSeq and is a predicted model, not a curated record. The transcript has a single exon. Lineage: Eukaryota; Viridiplantae; Streptophyta; Magnoliopsida; Apiales; Apiaceae. Gene Ontology annotation, biological process: regulation of DNA-templated transcription.